GCAAGAGAUUGUAUCAAAAGCCAAGCGUUGGAUAAUAAUGCUGACAUCCUAUUCGUUUAUAUCAUGUGGACAACACUUAGGCACUUUCAUUACAGUGUUUGUCUUAGCUCUCACACAAAAGGAAAAGAUUCCAAACCUAAAUUUUUUCGCGAUGAUCGCCUUAUUUCGUGAACUGAGCGAAAAACUAUGCCUGUGUUUGCCAACUUCUAUCAGUUACAUUACAAAUGUCCGCGCGGCCUUUCAACGCAUGGAAUCAUUUCUGCAACGGAAUGAUUCUUCGAAUUUUGGACUUGAUUCGAAACGCUCUGUUCAAAUCAAUAUUAUUAAAAACAUUCCUGAUACAGCCAAAAAAGUCUCUGUGAAAACUCCUCUCGUAUGCACUGAAACCUACACAUCUAUAGAAGAACAAAAACACUUGCAAAAUAAAGCAUUACAUGAAGUAACCAACAAACCUCGUCAGCACGACCCACCAUAUCUUAGCUUACACGAGGUAACCUGCAGACUUCCUUCACGAGUUUCACGCCAGUCUCCCGAGUCAAAUUGCACGGAAAUAUUGAAGGACAUCACAUUUAACGUAGCUACUCCGGGAUUGGUGUUAGUCUGCGGUCCGGUAGGCAGCGGUAAGUCGUCGCUAUUGUCAACCGUUCUUGGUGGAGAACUCCUGGUAACAAAUGGCUUCGUCAAGUACUCGGGAACUCUCGCUUAUGUUUCGGAUACCCCUUGGGUUUUCUCUGGGACUAUCCGUGAGAAUAUAUUAUUUGGCUUGCCUUACAAUGAAAAAUUGUAUGCUGAAGUGAUCACAGCUUGUCAACUGGAAAAGGAUUUUAAAACAUUCCCUCAAAACGACUUAGCUCUUAUCGGAGAACAUGGUGCAACAGUAAGCGGUGGUCAGCGGACACGUAUCGCUUUGGCACGUGCAACAUACUCACAGGCCGAUAUAUAUUUACUGGAUGAUCCACUCAGCUCCUUAGAUGUAAAUGUCGCCGAGAAUGUCUUUCGGUUAGUAUCUUUCAAUGAGAUAUAUUAUUAUUAUUUAUAUUACUGUCCAGACUCCAGUGUCAGAUAUGAUUGAAUCAAAGGUUUAUUAAUGGCCAUUCCCCAAUUAAUCAAAAAUUUUAACUCAAUACGUCUAGACAACAAUUUCAUCACAGCUUGAAAGAGCAUCACAAAAUUAGUAAUAUUCCAAAGUUUCGUUGCGAAAUGUUGUAAAAUGCGGAUAAUAUAGCCUUGCGAAGUUUGCAAUUUUCAGUCAUUUUGCAUUACAAACGGGAAAUGGUUACCACUUCUGUGCGUAAUACAAAAUGACUGAAAAUUACAAACUUCGCAAGGCUAUAUUAUCCGCAUUUUACAACAUUUUGCAACGAAACUUUGGAACAUUACUAAUUUUGUGAUGCUCUUUCAAGCUGUGAUGAAAUUUUUGUUUGGGCUAGUUAAGAUCAAAAUUUUGGAAAAGUGGUAACCAUUUCCCGUUUGUAAUCUAAAAUGACUGAAAAUUCCAAAUUUCGCAAGGCUAUAUUAUCCGCAUUUUACAACAUUUCCCAACGAAACUUUGGAAUAUUACUAAUUUUGUGAUGCUCUUUCAUCAUAUGAUGGAAUUUUGUCUAGACUUGUUGAGAUUAAAAUUUUGGUUAAUUGGGGAAUGGUACCACCAUUAGUGACACGAAUUUUUGAACUAUUUAACUACUGGAGCAUUUACCCCAGUAUUCGGAUUCAUGAUCAUCUGAAAAUCAUGCUUCACUACGGGGGCAAGCAAAGGACCUAUACUGGGGUAAAUGUUUCCGUCUGCGGUCCGAGUGUGGAAAAUCUAGCAAACUUUGCGUAGUUCAAAUAGACAACAUCAGCAAAAAAGUCUCAAAAAGUAUUAGCAUGGUACCCCGUGCAAAUGUAUUUGUUUCCACUGAUACCCUUGAGUACUUUAUCAGACAUAAUAAGUACAGCGUCAUUUUGACUAUUGCCGCUCGGAUUAAAUAGAGAAGGUUCAAAACUCCAGCGCGAUCACUGGCGGCUGCUGCGACUGCUAUAGUGCCAUCGAUCCAGAGUAAAGCUCCAGUCAAACGAAAAUCAGAGUUGAGGAGCGAGAGUUUGUAUGGGAGUUUUCUCAACUCUAAUACCCCGGUGAAAAGAUAACAAGAGUUGCAUGAGAGUUGAUGUGAGUUGCCUGGGUAUUACUGAGGGCGUAGCGAACACCCUCGUCAAAACUCAUCAAAAUGUGAACCAUCUCAAAGUUGAUGAGAGUCCAUGAGAGUUGGCGGUCAAACGCGAACGAGAGUUGGAACUCUCAUCAACUCGCGUCCUCGUUUGAUAAGCCUGUGGUUGACCAGCCCUAUAUAUUCCAAUUGAAAGUUGAUGGAUUACCAAAAUAUUUUACAGGAAUUGUAUCCGAGGACUAUUAUCCAGUAAGAUAGUUCUUUUGACCACGCACGAUACCCGAUAUUACCAGGAAGCGGAUCAUAUCAUUCACCUGGCAGGUGGAAAAAUCGAAGAAUUCAAAACCGGUCAUUCAUUGGCUGAAUUCGAUUUGCUUCAAAGAAACAGAGUGCCUGAUGGGAACAAGGCGGGAGGUCAAGAUGUGUGGUGUGUUUCCAAUGAAAAGGAGGGAACGGAGACGUUAAAACUGGAGAAGGAAGAACGAGAAAUUGGAAGAGUUGCAUUCAAAGUUUACAAGGAGUACUUUUUAUAUGGAGUUUCGGCGAUUGUCCUAUUUAUUGUUUUUUUGGUGUUCUAUUCCGGACAAG
This is a messenger RNA of Paramuricea clavata, 2735 nucleotides long. Lineage: Eukaryota; Metazoa; Cnidaria; Anthozoa; Malacalcyonacea; Plexauridae. The record is from the annotation of a GenBank genome assembly.